Messenger RNA from Pseudonaja textilis, 2724 nucleotides. RefSeq lists its product as uncharacterized. Gene Ontology annotation, cellular component: nucleoplasm. NCBI's taxonomy places the organism in Eukaryota, Metazoa, Chordata, Lepidosauria, Squamata, Elapidae. The record is from RefSeq and is a predicted model, not a curated record. Gene Ontology annotation, biological process: negative regulation of transcription by RNA polymerase II; regulation of immune system process; regulation of cytokine production. Gene Ontology annotation, molecular function: DNA-binding transcription repressor activity, RNA polymerase II-specific; RNA polymerase II cis-regulatory region sequence-specific DNA binding.
GGAAAGAGUGGGUGGGUGGGGAUAAAAAAUAAAAAUAAAUGAGAGCCAUGGCCGGAGGGACCCCCGCGCAGGUGCUGGCAGCAUUCGGGGAUGUGGCCAUCUGCUUCUCUGCCGAGGAAUGGGCAGAGCUGGCCGGCUGGCAGAAGGACCUCUACCGCGACGUCAUGGCCGAGAACUUCCAGCUAGUCUCCUCCCUGGAAUGCCUGCUGGCCAUCCCUGACCUGCUGUCCCAGCUGGCACAAGGAGGGGUGCCACAGAUAGGUGCCAGACGACCCCCAGGGCAGGAUGAGGAGUGCCAAGUGGUGAGUCUGGAGGAGGUGGCGGCAAAAAGCACCAAGGAGUUGCAAGGGCCUCCGGAGCAUAUGAAGAAGCCCCGCAUCUCCCAUCCUUCCAUGCCGGGAAAGAAGCCCAAACGGCCACUUCUGCAGCCUGGAGGAAAAGCACCCGUUGCAGGCGAAGGAGAGGGCGUCCUGGAGUCAAAAGCCAGCCCUCGGACACAGGAGAAACCCUACAAGUGCCCCAAGUGUCGCCGCAGCUUCCCAGGACGCAUCGCCUUGGGUGCUCACCGGCGUCUCCACAUCCGUAAGUGGCGCCAGCUGGUCCCCCAGGCAGCCGGAGGCUCCCUCUACGCCCCAGAGCAGGCCGGCCCCACGUUGGGUGACAUGGGCACCGGGGCCAGCCCCUUCCCCAGCAGCCAGGGCGAGGGCAUGCUGCCCUUCUGGCCAGAGAUGGCGUUGCACCAGCAGGGCCUGCCGGCCGCCAACUUCAACCCCUUGACACUCUGCUACAGGCCACAACCACUGCCAGGCCACCAGGCGCCCGGCCUGCCGAGCAACGGGGAGUUUAUCUGCGACCAGUGCGGGUGGAGCUUCCAAGGCUGGGAGGAGCUGGUGACCCACCAGAUGGCCCACAUGGCCGCUGAGGGCAUUGCCGGCUCGGUGCCCAAAGCGGAGGCGCUGGCACACUUGGCCACCGACCGGCCAUAUGCCUGCACGCAGUGCGGCAAGAGCUUCCGCCACAAGCCCAACCUGCUGGCCCACCGGCAGGUGCACACGGGCGAGCGGCGCUACCAGUGUCAGGAGUGCGGCAAGUCCUUUGGCAGCAAGGCGUACCUGGCCUCCCACCAACACAUCCACACCGGGGAGAAGCCGUACGUGUGUGCCCAGUGCGGGAAGAGCUUCCGCCACAAGCCGAACCUCAUCUCCCACCAGAAAAUCCAUGCGCGGGAACCUCUCGCCCAUGGCAGCCCGCACCCGCUCGAGACCUUCAAUGGGGAAGCCUUCUCCAGCCUGCAACACCCAGUGCCUGAACCUCUUGGCCUGGAUGCCUUCCUACCCGCCCGUCCGGCUGUCGAUGCGCUCUUGUCUUGCGCCCGGGGCACCACGCCGCUGCCUCAGCUGGCCGGGAUCCUUCCUCCGCCCUCCCUGCAGCCGGCGGUGAACCGUCCCUUUGUGUGCCCGGUGUGCGCCAAGCAAUUCCGUUGCAAGCCCUACCUGGUGGCCCACAUCAGGAUCCACACCGGGGAGAAGCCGUAUGCCUGCAGCCGCUGCCCCAAGCGCUUCUCCCAAAAGUCAAACCUGGUCUCACACGAGCGCCUGCACACGGGCGAGAAGCCCUACGCCUGCCCGCUCUGCCCACGCGUCUUCAGCCAGGGCUCCAACAUGCGGGCGCAUCAGCGCAGCCACCGGAACAUGACCGGGGCAGAAGUGGAGGGGGGACUGCACGCGGGAUACCCGACCCGACAGUUUCAGCAACCGAAUUAAAGAAGGGGAGGGGCUGUCUUUCUACUGCUGUGCGCUUAGUCUCGGCUUCUCUCACUCCACCCACUUUUUCCUCAGACAAGGGAAUGCAGAAAAUCAACACAGAAGCCCCUCCUGCCUCCAAGGGCUGUCCCCAACACACCGCAUGUCUGUCAGAAGGUGCCUUAGUUUUCGUCUUGGGGGCAGGGAUGUUGAGAGGGACCCUCAACCCCAUGGCACCGUGCCCUGGGGUCUCCAAGAACUGAGGAGCUGGCAAGGGGACAACGACCACUUGGUAGGAUUUCAUUGGUAUUCAGCGAGAGCCACGGCAUGGUGGGCGGGAAGUGUUCAGGUGCAGGACGACCAAGUUGGAAGGGACCUUGGUGGUUGUCCUGUUUACUUCAGGGGUGGAGCAAAAUGGGGGUUGAAUGCCCCCCUCCCCCAUAGGCAGAAUCAUUCACCGAUGAGUCCCGGGUAGAGGGGCGCACAACGGGAGGUGUGGCUUAUCCCCCUCCUUCACGGUGUUAACCCUUCACUGGUCUCCAAGGGCCGUCCCUCGUGGAGGGAGAAGGACUAUGUAUUUUUUAAAAAGAGACAGUAGGGCAGGUACCACGAAUGGUGUGCUCAGUACGGGGGACUCACUUUCGCCUCGAUCUACAGGACUCCAACCUCAGGCAAAACGUACAGCUUCAAAAGACGCGCAGUGGGGGGACGCAGAGAUGGGUCUCCUGGUCCAUCUCCCAAGACCCCUGGAGGCCGCUGGAGACCCAUCUGGGUCUCCCUGUGGGAGAACUGCGUCAUUGGAGUCCCCGCACGCCAGGCUGGAGCGCUGCCCUGCCCCACCCCGCCCGCUUUCUCAUGAUUUCCCUAUUUAUGGAAUGAGUAGAAUUUGGGUUGUCAGAAACGGGUGAGAAAAGGCCAGAUCAUCAGCUUCCAAUUCCCGAUGUGGGCUGACAGCCACAGGGGGGUAGCUCCGUGGUGGAAA